GGCGAGCGGAGCGGCUCACUGCUUCGGCGCUCCGUGUUUUUACGCACAGAAAGAGUCCCCGCGGAUCUCCAGUGAAACUCCGCAGCGGUGUCCUGCCACACCACAGACAAGAGGGAGAUUCCUGUUUCAUUGCUUUGGACUGGAAACAUUUCGGGGGAUUUUGCACUCUCGUUUGGAUCUGGGACUUACUGCAAAGGGGAAUUAGCUUUUACGCGCUUCAAAGUUGGCUCUUCGUUUACGCAUUCGCUUCAUUUCCACAACUCUGGCGCUUGGUUGAUGUGUUUGCGGUGAGGAGUGUUUUUUUUUCUGCGGAGGGAAUAGUGGAGGUGGAGCGGGACAGCAGAUACACCAGAGUGGGUGAGAGGGGGUAUUUUCGUGGCGAAGCUGUGGCGCUGGAACGGUGUGACAAAACCUGCAAUGAGGAAGACGUGUUUCAAAAUCACCACCAAGGAGGUCAGGGUUAUGACUUCCCUCAGCCGUAGUUUUUGAGAAGGAAGAUCUGCGUGCACUGUAAGUGUCGUCGUGAGGAGCAUGCAGUGACAGCCAUGCCUGUAGAGAUGGAGAAGACGGUGACCAAGCUGAUGUACGACUUCCAGAGGAACUCCACCUCGGAUGAUGACUCAGGCUGUGCCCUGGAGGAGUACGCCUGGGUACCACCAGGACUCAAACCUGAACAGGUUCACCAGUACUACAGUUCCCUGCCUGAGGACAAGGUACCCUAUGUGAACAGCCCAGGAGAGAAAUACCGCAUCAAACAGCUGCUCCAUCAGCUGCCACCCCAUGACAAUGAGGUGCGCUACUGUAACAGCCUAGACGACGAGGAAAAGCGGGAACUCAAGCUCUUCAGUAACCAGCGGAAGCGGGAGAACCUGGGGCGCGGCAAUGUGCGACCAUUCCCCGUAACGAUGACGGGCGCCAUCUGCGAGCAGUGUGGCGGCCAGAUAAAUGGCGGUGACAUUGCAGUGUUUGCAUCACGGGCGGGUCACGGUGUGUGUUGGCACCCCGGCUGCUUCGUGUGCAGCAUGUGCGACGAGCUCCUGGUGGACCUCAUCUACUUUUACCAGGACGGGAAGAUCUACUGCGGCCGACACCACGCCGAGAGGCUGAAGCCACGCUGCACCGCAUGCGAUGAGAUCAUCUUUGCGGAUGAGUGCACUGAGGCGGAGGGGCGUCACUGGCACAUGAAGCACUUCUGCUGUUUCGAGUGCGAGACGGUGCUGGGGGGUCAGCGCUACAUCAUGAAGGAGGGACGACCCUACUGCUGCUCCUGCUUUGAGUCCCUCUACGCAGAGUACUGCGACUCCUGCGGGGAGCACAUCGGCAUUGACCAGGGCCAGAUGACGUAUGACGGGCAGCACUGGCAUGCCACCGAGAGCUGCUUUUGCUGCGCUCGCUGUAAGCGUUCUCUGCUGGGCCGCCCAUUCCUGCCCAAGCAGGGCCAAAUCUUCUGCUCACGAUCCUGCAGCCUGGGAGAGGAACCCAAUGGCUCAGACUCCUCUGACUCUGCCUUCCAAAGUGCCCGCUCCACUAGAGAGUCCAGACGCAGCUCCAAGGCGGGAAAGAGUGGAGGAGGAGGAGGAGGAGGAGGGCAGGCUGGGAGAUUUUCAGGCGAGGUAGAUCCACUGUCUUUACAAAUGGAUCUUCUGAGCCUAUCCAGCCAGACACCGAGUCUGACCCGUGAGCCACCUGCCUGGCAGAGCCAGAACCAAGAGGGUGACAGCUAUGCUUACGAGUCACAGCCGGACCCCUCUGCCAACCCCACUCCUCUCCAGCUUCUCAGCCAAUGCAAUGUCAGGACUGUCUAUAACCCUGCCUCUUCUGCACAGAAUAGUGAGCCACAGGAUCACAGGAUGAAGGAGAAUGCAGGUGUGAAGAGACCACCAAUCUCAGCCUUAAAAGGCCACUCACUGAAUGAGACCUGGUUCAAGCAGCCAGGCCCAGAGGACUACUAUCCAGCCAAGCUGAGGACCCAGCAGAGCUUCAGUGAGGUGCCCCACACCUCGCAGCACCACAACGGGUUUUCCUCUGACAAGCGCUCAAUCAGCCUGCAUGGAUUUCAGAGGGACAGGGACAGAGAUGUCGGGCCCCCAGCACCAACCCAGGUGGGAAGAAGCAGGAACCCUAUCAAUGCACUUAACUUCACCGAGCAACUCACCCCUCUUGAGCAGACCCCAAGAGGAUCCAUGGAGUCUCUGGCCCUAUCCAAUGCUACAGGCACUUCAGCAGAUGGAGGAGGAAAGCGUCAGGAGCACCUUUCUCGUUUCUCUAUGCCUGAUUUGAGCAAAGACUCUGGAAUGAACGUGUCAGAGAAGAGCAACAUGGGCACACUCAACUCUUCCGUGCAGUUCCGUAGCUCUGAGUCGCUGCGCAGCCUCACUGCCAGUCAGCCCUACAUGGAAAUGGAUCCCCCCAUGUCCUCCCAGUACCCAGUGCAGUACUGUGACCCCACUACCAUGGGCAUGGGCAUGACUCAUGUUCCACCUGGCUUCACUUAUCAGGAGGAGGAUAGGGUUAGCUUGGUGAGCAGUGCCAACGCCGCCCGCCUGCCACCCAUCAGUGAACGCAGGGUUGGUGGUGGAGCAGGAGGAGGAGGUGGCAGGGGAGCCAGUAUCCGAAUAGAGGCACUGGAGGACACUCCCCAAAGGCGCCGACACCACCACCGGUCUCGGAGAUCCCGCCGAUCUCGUUCAGAAAACGCGCUCCACUUGGCAGCGGAGCGACGCGAGAGACCUCAAGAAAGGCCGCAGCUGCGCGUCCGUGAAGAUUACGACCGCUUCCCACCACCAAAGAGUGCUAGGGACCAGUUUGGAGGAGGAGGGGGAGGAAGAUAUCAGCCCCAGCCAUUCAGGCAGUGCCCCAGGACCACCUCGGACCUGACGCUCCAGAACCCUGGGGCCCACCGUCGCACGGGCCUGAGCCAGUAUUCCUGGGAUGAUUAUGAUGACGACGACUGGUGCUCCACCUGUUCUUCAUCCUCCGAAUCAGAGGAUGAAGGUUACUUCCUCGGUGAGCCAAUCCCCAGGCCUAUCCAGCUGCGCUACCUCAGCAACCAAGAGCUCAUCCAUAAGUACAGCAACACAGGGAUGGGUGGACCCAACCGCAGUGGCCAGCUGCACACGCGCAAACGCCGAAAAAGCAAGAACUGUAUUAUCUCUUAAUCCCCUCAUCUGUGGCAAAGGAAACUACCUUUAGUCCAGCGUGUGUACACUAACAUACUCCAUCUGAAACAAAAACAAAACACCCAGUCCACUCCCCCAGUGUUGUUGAGUGUUGAAUAUCAUGUGGUUGACAGUUCGUGGUAAAUUACAGUUGGUAAACAGUGAAAAAGCACCAGUGUUUGCAUGUUUAAUCAUUUUAAUGUUUCAGAAAGUAUUAAGGCUAACAGUUACACGCGCGCAAUUCUAUAGUCAAGUCACAAUGUUUAUCAAAGCUGAUGUGCAAUUGUUAUCAUAACAUCAUUUCCAUGCAGCAAACAGUGUGUAAGUUACAGUCAGACUAGUACAGUCCAGCUUUUUCAUGCAAUGUGAUUUAGAUCUAGGAUAUACUGAACUAUUUUAUUCAGUUAAUAGUAUGUACAUAGGUAAAUGAAUUAAUAAAUUCACUUAAGUUAAGGAUGUCAGUGUAAAUACGGUUGUAAAUGAGGCCUCACAUAUUUUUAUAUUUUGUAUGGAUAGAAUCAUUUAUGUAUGGAAUAUCUAUAAUGUAGAGAUAGAAAAUGACAAAAACAACGCAUGCAUGUUUUAUUUGGCUGACCUGGUCCUGCAUUUGGAAUAAAGGAGUAUUUCAGAGAGA
Myripristis murdjan (pinecone soldierfish) is the source of this 3792-nucleotide messenger RNA. RefSeq names its product prickle homolog 2b (gene prickle2b). Gene Ontology annotation, molecular function: zinc ion binding. Lineage: Eukaryota; Metazoa; Chordata; Actinopteri; Holocentriformes; Holocentridae. The record is from RefSeq and is a predicted model, not a curated record. The coding region runs from base 546 to 3158 and encodes 870 amino acids. The transcript has 8 exons.